Molecule: messenger RNA, 541 nt
Organism: Microcebus murinus (gray mouse lemur)
Lineage: Eukaryota; Metazoa; Chordata; Mammalia; Primates; Cheirogaleidae
Source: RefSeq, a predicted model, not a curated record
CUCUCGGUCUCCCUGGCCUGCAGAUGGCAGGGCUGCGCCGUGGAGCGGCCCUGUUCGCCCCUCGCCCCGCCUUUUGCGCUUGAAAAAGUGCUGAGGAACCUUUUCCGGGAGAAGAUGCUGGUUCUUCCUGUGUCCGUGCCAGCCAGGAAAAGAAGAAGGAAUGCCAGUAAAGAGGACAACCAACAUUCCCCACAGUCCAAAAGAAAUAAAAGAAACUCUGUCUUUCAGGAUUCUCAGGAUAUAAAGCCUUCAAGCAGCAGUAAUGAAAGGAGCAGCAGCAGUGUUAACAGCCCAGAGAGAGCAAGUGGACCAGAAAGCAACGUAAACCAGAUCGUUACUGAACCCAACGGGAAUAACCCUCAGUUCUGGUACGAGGAGUAUGCACUGUGCCAAGGUCCUUACUCCCGCAUCAACCAGAUCUUGAAGGAGGCUCACUUCAAUAGCCUACAACAGCGAGGACAAUCUCCAGCGUAAUGAACUAGGAGCUCCUUAUUCCAACCUACAAUUUGUUUAUAAAAGCAAGUGCAUACACGCAAAAGUC